AUGACGACAGAGGGUCUGGUGCCGAUCACGCGGGACUACCUCGCGCGCUACUACGACAAGUACCCGCUGCCCCCGAUCCCCGACGGCGUAAUCGCCCUCGCUGCCCGCCUCCGCGCUCUGUCCGCCGAACUCGCCGCCGCCUCUCCCUUCUCCCCCGAGGAGGAGCACUUGGAACAAGAGGCAUCUGGUGUACCUGCCCAUAAAAUAGAUGAGAACAUGUGGAAGAACAGAGAACAGAUGGAAGAGAUUCUGUUUCUGCUUAAUAAAUCUCGUCGUCCCGUUGCUCUUCAACAGAAGUCCACACUAGAAGACGCUGAGAUAGUUUCCACACUUGAUGAUUGUGAAACUAAAUUGAAAGAGAUGUUGAAGAAGUUGGAACAGUUUCAGCUAAAAAAUGCCGAUAAUGUUUUCAAUACAGUUAUGACAUACAUGCCACAAGACUUCCGCGGUACACUGAUCAGGCAACAGCGAGAACGCUCUGAGAGAAAUAAGCAAGCGGAGGUUGAUGCUGUAGUUAGUUCUGGUGGAAGCAUUCAUGAUAGAUAUGCAUUGCUAUGGAAGCAGCAAAUGGAUAGGCGGGUGCAAUUAGCGCAGCUUGGUUCUGCAACAGGUGUAUAUAAGACACUUGUUAGGUACUUGGUUGGUGUUCCACAGGUGUUAUUGGAUUUUAUUCGACAAAUAAAUGAUGCUAAUGGACCUAUGGAAGUGCAAAGAGAACGCUACGGGCCAGCACUAUACACACUUACAAAACUGGUGCUUGCAGUUCGGUUGUAUCUACAUCUCUCUUUGGCACGAUAUGGACAGAAGAAAAUAGGGAAGGAUGACAUUGCUGUGUUGCAGCAGGCAGUGGUUAUAUACACCGAGGAAUUUGGGAAGUUCACUACAUUCAUCGGUGAGGUUUUUGUGAAUGCCCCAUUCUUCAUAUCUGCUGAGGAUGCAGGUGCUGAUUCGAGGAAAAACGAUGAGUACCGAGAAACCAUUAUUCCAGCGGGAAAGACACAUGAGGUUAUUUUAAGUGUUGAGGCUGUCAACUCAUAUAUUGCAUGGGAUUUCUCGUUGCAACAAGGGGCCCUCAGCACACUGCUGGACAUUGGCUUUCAUGUGGAGUACAUAAGCCCGUCACGGGAGAAAACGUUGAUUCUUCCCUACCGACGUUAUGAAGCUGACCAAGGUAACUUUUGCACUGUUUUCGCUGGAUCGUACAAGCUUGUAUGGGACAACUCAUAUUCAACAUUCUUCAAAAGACUCUCCGGUACAAGGUGGAUGCAGUGCCUCCGGUCACCGAGACAGAGUAGCCGUGCAGAUGCAGCCGAAGCCCUUAUACCAUGUUGUAACCUUAUUCUUUUGCCGACUGUGUUGCAGCAAUUCUAA
Messenger RNA from Triticum turgidum subsp. durum (durum wheat), 1371 nucleotides. NCBI's taxonomy places the organism in Eukaryota, Viridiplantae, Streptophyta, Magnoliopsida, Poales, Poaceae. The record is from the annotation of a GenBank genome assembly.